AUGAAUGCAGCAUCAGCACCGAGUGUCCAAGAGGGAGUAAAUAGAAGGAAUACGAAUAUUCCUUUACCUGAAGGAAUUCAUCUUCUAUCAUCGAAAGAGAUAAUCGAUCUAAUUCAAACUCACAGACAUCAAUUGGAGCUAUAUGUCACAAAAUUCAAUCCCCUAACAGAUUAUGCUGAGAAAAUCAAUGCUUUCAGAGACCAAUUUAAACAACUAGAAGAUAAUUUUGAAGAAUUAAAUCAACAAAAAAAUAAGGUUCAAUCCCUAUUAGAAGAAUGCAGGAUUCUAGAAUCCAAAUACGUAGCCAGCUGGCAAGAUUAUCAUUUAGAAUUCUCAGAGAAGUAUGGUAACAUAGCAAUGAGGAAAAAACUAGAGCAAAAAACCAAAAAACUUGAUGAGGAGAGUUCGCAAUUAGAAACUUCGAUGAGGACCAUCGAGUCGGCAGAUGACUUAGAACAAUUCAUUAAAAAUUAUAUGGAUAUACGAACGCAAUAUCAUUUGAGAAGAGAGAAACUAGCAACCUGGGAAAGCCAAGGUGAUUUGAGAUACUAA
Messenger RNA from Saccharomyces mikatae IFO 1815, 552 nucleotides. It is a transcript of the gene SRN2, whose product is annotated as ESCRT-I subunit protein SRN2. The record is from RefSeq and is a predicted model, not a curated record. The transcript has a single exon. Lineage: Eukaryota; Fungi; Ascomycota; Saccharomycetes; Saccharomycetales; Saccharomycetaceae. Gene Ontology annotation, cellular component: ESCRT I complex. Gene Ontology annotation, biological process: endosome transport via multivesicular body sorting pathway. Bases 1 to 552 code for a protein of 183 amino acids.